AUGUUCUAUGGUUCUACCAGACCACCACUCACCCUUUCAGGUCUCAAAGGGGCAAGUUGUCUUUGCCACAACAAGUAAUUAGUGGUUACAUAUUCAUUAAUAGCCUCUCAGAGGUAUUAGUAGAAGGUGAAGGAUGAAACUGAAUCCAGGUACAUGAGAAUGAAUGAGCCACCGUUCACUACUGCAGUGUGUGGGGUGAUGGACACCCAGCUUACCGACUCUAUGUGAAUGGGCGGGAGUUUCAGUCUGUUCAUCAGUUUGGUGCCGACUGUCAGUGUUUAAGAUUGUUUCAUCACAUCUGAAAGUAACACUGGCAUUUUUUUUUUGUUUUACAGAAAUUCCAAGAAAUGGAAAAACAACACUAUGUUCAGGAUUUAUUUCCUCCUCGCUUUAGUCUAGAGGACUUACUUGUGGGAAAUACCUGCAGCUCAGAGGUCCUGCAGUUCUCUGAAUGCUUUGCUGCCAGCAGAGUUAAAAGAAUUGAAUAUAUACCUUUAUACCUGCAGGAAACUAAGAAUUUUCAACAGCAAAAGAAAGCAAAACGAAAAAAUACACAAGGGCUGAUUGUACAUAAGGUGAGUCCUAUCAAAGAUCAGAUUGUUCAAAGUCACCUUCAGCUGCAUGAAUCGGCCAGUUUAUGUAAAACUCUCUCUCAUAGAAUGGAAGACGGGUGCAUCCCAAGUGCUGAACAACCAAUAGAUUCAUGUAAAAAUAUGGAACAGUGCAUGAUAAAGGCACGGCUGGGUCUUACUCAUUCACAAGUGCUACAGCUGAAAGCAAUUUGCAAGCAACUAGAAGAAAGUCUGGAAAAGAGAGCUGAACUGUGCAAAGCCCGACAAGAACUACAGGGCAGGGCUCUAAUGCACAUUCACAAUGUACAAGAAAUUUAUGCAAAAAAUUUACAAAUUCAAAUUCUCAGAGAAGAUCUCCAUAAUGAUGUAAGUAAGCUGAGAUCAGAAGUCCAUCAUGCCAGGCGAGAAGCUCAGGAAUUCCAAAUGGGUAAGCAAAGGCUCCUCUGGUCUCUGGAGCAACAGGCCUUGUGACAUCAGUUGGAAAAGGCUGUCUUGGUGCAGAAGGUAAAAUUACAUUCUGCUACUGAGCUGAAUAAACUACAGCUGGAAAUGGAUGCGGUGGAAGUUGAACUACAAGCUGAAAAGUGUCAAAAUGCUCGAAACAAGAAAGAUCUGGAGUUGUUCUAUAAACAUUUUGUUUGUUUAAUUUCUUCAAACUCAAACUAUCAGUGUUGA
This is a messenger RNA of Hypanus sabinus (Atlantic stingray), 1247 nucleotides long. RefSeq names its product coiled-coil domain containing 160 (gene ccdc160). The record is from RefSeq and is a predicted model, not a curated record. Lineage: Eukaryota; Metazoa; Chordata; Chondrichthyes; Myliobatiformes; Dasyatidae.